[Torrubiella] hemipterigena is the source of this 1322-nucleotide messenger RNA. Lineage: Eukaryota; Fungi; Ascomycota; Sordariomycetes; Hypocreales; Clavicipitaceae. The record is from the annotation of a GenBank genome assembly.
AGAAUUCAACUCUAUUACACUGAAUGGUACCCGGACAAGUGAGAGCGUGACCCAUGGUUUUAUAGAUUCACAGCCAUCGACACACCGUUUAAGACGGCGCGAGGUCCCGUCAACAUUUUCAGAUACUACAACUAAUCAAAUUCUCAAACCUUCAAACUACAUUCGAAAUGUCUGCCUUUUACUACCACCACCCAGCUUCCCCUUACCAACCGACUUACACCAGGCCUCGACCUUCAGCAGCUUUCAUCGGUCCAUAUCCCACCUACUCAACUACCUACAUGACACCACAACCACGAUACCAACACCCCGUUAUAACCAUCCCAAGCCCAUCGCCACUUCUUCAGGCCCCGACAAUGUACACGCCACCCUGGGCGAUUGGUCCUUCUAUGUUUCACCCCCAACCAAGUGAGCCUCUCACUCCUGCUGCAUCCGAACACCCUCACCAACCUGCCACUAGUCCGCUAGAAGCUUCGCCCUCUCCACCACCUCUUCCAGCACCACCAGCUACUCGAUCCUUUCAUAUUCGCAUUAUUCUCAUCAGCGCUUCCACAACCAUUUUAUCAGACGCUAAGCUGGAACUAGCGUCCCUCACGGCACAAGAUGUGCAAGGAGCCGUUGCUUGUGUUGCUGCGCAGAAUGGCGUGAGUGACGAAGAAGAUACAUCUGUCCGUGUGAUGCGAACAAAGGGCCAAGUUGGUGUUCACUGCCACCGCGGGCGAGUAGUUGUUCUCGGCGAAGUAGUCAAUGUGGUGGAUUCAGAUGGCGAUGGAUGGGAAGAUAGACUAAACGAUAUGUUGAGAGAGACUGGGGAGCAUGAAGACAUUAUGGUUGUUGUCGAGAUGCGAGAGGAGAGGAAACAGUCUGUUGCGUCCAAUAGUAGACGAUCAACAGCAGCCAGUGUGUCUUUGGAGAUGUCUGGUGGUAGACAAUCUGCUGCAGCGGCGAGUGUGCGAUCAGGCAGAGAAUCGGUUCGAAGUGUUCACUCGAGGAUAUCAGAUGGCGGACAAUCAGCAGCAAGAAGUGUUCGUUCGCAGGCACCAUCACCUGCAAGCGUCCAUUCAGACGCACCAACACAGGCUGAAGAGGCAGUUAAUCCUGCCCCUCCAGCCCGUGUAGACGGCAUCGUGGCGCCUCCAUCACGGCAACCAAGUCAGCGAUCCGGACACAGCAGCCCACGAACCAUGUCUCUACAUCCCAGUCAGCCAGGCUCACCAGCAGGAAGCAUUCGAUCUCAAAGAUCUCGUAGGAGCAGUGCGCAGCAUGAUGCAAAUCUAGGAGACGCUGCUUCUCUCAAGAGCGUUCACUCCAAUAUCCCAGCUUAG